Messenger RNA from Closterium sp. Yama58-4, 2175 nucleotides. The record is from the annotation of a GenBank genome assembly. Lineage: Eukaryota; Viridiplantae; Streptophyta; Zygnematophyceae; Desmidiales; Closteriaceae.
AUGCUCACCAAGGGGACGCAGAAGGAGACGGGGGGGAUUUUCACUGCGGCUCCAGUGCCUCUGUUUGUGUACGGGGCAGGGCAGGAGGCGGCGGGGUGUGGAGUGCAGCUCGCCUUCCAGGCCAACUUCACCUUCUCCCUCUCCCCUCAAUCCAGCCGUGUUGGCAACAAUGGCUUCGCCUUUGUUGUCUCGGCAACGGACCGGGUGGGGAGUGGAUCUGGUGUGGGGUAUGGUGGCAUGGACAGCCGGAGCAUGGCAGUUGAAUUCGACACCACACAGGACAAGAAGCACGGCGAUAUGAGCACCCCGCAUGUGGGGCUGAACAUUCAAGGCCAGGACCAAUCAAUAGCCGCUGUGAAGUCGCCGUUUGAGCUGAGCAACAGAAAGGCGUACACAGCGUGGGUGGACUAUGAGCCUGGGGAGCCCGGCACCAUCCAGGCUGGAGCAGAGCAGCCGGCGUUCUUCUUUGGCUUCGUGGCAUCCACCAAUGUGAAGCCCUUCCAGAUGCAUCUUAUCCUCAAAUCGGCAGUUCACACUGGUGCGAGUUGGGCGUAUGCGGUGGUGGCGAGUGUGGAGGCAGCGUACGGCAUUGCGCUGAGCAGUGAGGCGCCACGGCUGUCAGUGGACUCGCUCUUUGCAGCCAUGGGGCUCACCUCCCUCACUGCCAAGUGCAUGGCAGGCGGCUCUCCUGCCGCGGCCUUUGAAAAGCUUCUCACUCUGCCCUCUGGUGGACUCACAACCGACAGCAAGCCGAUAUUGAAGCACCCCAUUCAGGGAUUUGAGCGCACGCGGUUCAAGGGGUAUGUGGGGCUCAUGCUGGCGGUGCGGCGGCAGCCAGUGGUGGUUCACAUUGAAGCAUCUGCUGCAACAUUUGUACAAUAUGAUGGGACCUUCAAGUACCAGGAUCCUGACUGCUACACUGGCAACCUGGACCAUGCUGUACUCGUUGUUGGGUACCUCCUUUUCACAAACAAUGGCCGCCAAAGCACCACUUCUCCACCGUUCUGGAUCAUCCGCAACUCGUGGGGAGUGGAGUGGGGAGACAGGGGCCACAUGCGCAUGGACAUUCAGGGAGGGGAUGGCGUGUGUGGCAUCAACGUGCUGCCUGGCAUCUACCCCAUUGUCAAGAUUCCCAAGGAUCCAUGCGGCCAGAAGAGCUACAAGGGCAGUGGGGAUCUGCAGCCCAGCAUGAACCCGUGCGGUCGCUUCACUUGCCAGCCGAACACAAAGACCAACAGAAACACCUGCAACUGCACCAUUCCGAACGAAACCAAGCAGCCUUUUGUUGAAGUUCCGAAUGGGUCUGGCUCCAAUACGUGCGCAUAUGUUGAUGUGUGCGAUUCCUACUCUAGCAACCCCUGUGUCGUGGGGACAUGCAUCAAUGAUGGCAAGGGCGCCUACUCCUGCAUCUGCCCUCCCAACUACGUUGGCAGCAUAACCGUUGACAACCUCCCCACCUGCGACCCAGCCAACACCACAGUCUCCAUGUUGACAGUCACUGGCGCCAACUGGUGGUGCUCAGAUGUCUUCCCUGUGGCCGGCGUCUCCUUGGCUGGCUUCACGUCGCAAAACAUGGCCAUUGCAUGCAACCAGCCUUUGCCACAGGGCAAGGUGAUAACGUUGGGAGGCACUCCCACCACCUCCUGUACUGCAUUCUUCUAUGCCCUCAAAGGCGACACCUGCUCCUCUAUCAGCGUCCACCUGGGACUCGCAUCGAUGUACCUUGCCUCUCUCAAUCCCGGGUUGGACUGCUCUGAGCCCAUCAAGGCGGGCCGCUCUCUCUGCAUCGAGCGCAACGCCACCUUCACCUUCACCGUCCCUCGGUGCUUGCAGUACGGCAUGCUCUCAGCUCAGGACACGUGCGAGAGCCUGCUGCUGCAGAGCAUGGAUUCAAGUGGGGGUGGGUCCACAGGGGUUCAAUUGGUGACUGCAGCCAGCUGGACUGAGCUCUAUCGCAACAAUCCCGGCCUCAUCUGCCCCCGCACUAUCCCUGCCUCCAGUGCCACUGUUGCCAGUGAGGCCAGCACACAGGUUUGCCUCAAGUCAGACUACGAGUCCAUAGAUACUUACACUUGCAAGAUAGGCAGGCGUAAGGUGGUAUCACCUUUGCUCACCUGCCCAGUGACUCCUGGUGCUCGGAGGGGCCUUGAGCGUUUGCUAUUGAGACACCUCUAG